CUCAAAUUAAGCAUAAGUCUUACAAAAAAUGUUUUCCAUUUCCAGGAGUUUGUUUUUCUUUKUCGCUCCCUCCCGCUACGAAUCUUCAGCUGGGAGGAUCCUGUUCAGGUGCACAAAUCAGGAGGUAACCACCAAGGCAGUUAGGGCUGAACUCCGGACCGGACGCAGUCGGGUUUUGCUGUGGAGUUUCUGCAGCAGCGCUAAGCAGGAGCAUUAAGGUCAGAGCCAGUGGGGUCGGGGAGGUAAACCGCUAGACACCACCAGGCCCAGGGCUCCUCAACCUCUGUCUUUACCUUACCGCAGCCUCAUCUCCCUCAACAUCCAGCACAGCACUUGAUUGACAGGUAGGCUCGCCCAAUCCCGGAGCGGCGCAGACCGCUGUCGCGUCGGGGACGGGGAAAGGGUAUACGGAGCGUAUCAGAUUGGGCCGGGAAAUGGUUUCCUGCCGGCGCGGCCCCGCCCUCUCGCCGCGCGGCCCGCCCCUCUCCAGAGAGCUACGCGGCGGCGGAGCGCAGGCCUCGUGCCGUAACGGCCAUCCCGGCGGCCGCGGCGGUGUCCCUGUGCCCUCCUCAAGUGACUGGAGCCGGCUGGGCUCGGCAGAGGGAAGUGCUAAAGCUGCUAAAAGAUGGCAGAAGAAGUGGUAGUAGUAGCCAAAUUUGAUUAUGUGGCCCAACAAGAACAAGAGUUGGACAUCAAGAAGAAUGAGAGAUUAUGGCUUCUGGAUGAUUCUAAAUCCUGGUGGAGAGUUCGAAAUUCCAUGAAUAAAACAGGUUUUGUGCCUUCUAAUUAUGUGGAAAGAAAAAACAGUGCUCGGAAAGCAUCUAUUGUAAAAAACCUAAAGGACACUUUAGGCAUUGGAAAAGUGAAAAGAAAACCUAGUGUUCCAGAUUCUGCAUCUCCUGCUGAUGAUAGCUUUGUUGACCCAGGGGAACGUCUCUAUGACCUCAAUAUGCCUGCCUAUGUGAAAUUUAACUACAUGGCUGAGAGAGAAGAUGAAUUAUCAUUGAUAAAAGGGACGAAGGUGAUCGUCAUGGAGAAAUGCAGUGAUGGGUGGUGGCGAGGUAGCUACAAUGGACAAAUUGGAUGGUUCCCUUCAAACUAUGUAACUGAAGAAGGUGACAGUCCCUUGGGUGACCAUGUGGGUUCUCUGUCAGAGAAAUUAGCAGCAGUUGUCAAUAACUUAAAUAGUGGGCAAGUGUUGCAUGUGGUACAGGCUCUUUACCCAUUCAGCUCUUCCAAUGAUGAAGAACUUAAUUUUGAGAAAGGUGAUGUAAUGGAUGUUAUUGAAAAACCAGAAAAUGACCCAGAAUGGUGGAAAUGCAGGAAGAUCAAUGGAAUGGUUGGUCUGGUACCAAAAAACUAUGUUACCAUUAUGCAGAAUAAUCCAUUAACCUCAGGUUUGGAGCCAUCACCUCCACAGUGUGAUUACAUUAGGCCUUCACUCACUGGAAAGUUUGCUGGCAACCCUUGGUAUUAUGGCAAAGUCACCAGGCAUCAAGCAGAAAUGGCAUUAAAUGAAAGAGGGCAUGAAGGGGAUUUCCUCAUUCGUGAUAGUGAAUCUUCGCCAAAUGAUUUCUCAGUAUCACUAAAAGCACAGGGGAAAAACAAGCAUUUUAAAGUCCAACUAAAAGAGACUGUCUACUGCAUUGGGCAGCGUAAAUUCAGCACCAUGGAAGAACUUGUAGAACAUUACAAAAAGGCACCAAUUUUUACAAGUGAACAAGGAGAAAAAUUAUAUCUUGUCAAGCAUUUAUCAUGAUAUUGCUGAUCAAAAUGACUGCUCUACAGCUUUAAUUCAUCAUGUAAUUGACGACAGGAAGUGUCAGUCCAAUCAUGCUUGAUUGGAAAUUGCUGUUUCUAACUCUCAGAAUUGACUAUAAUACAUAAGUAUUUUUAUUAUAACUCAGCCCAUACAUUAUAUACUACAUAUGCAAUGCAUCUGCAUAGAACAGUUCUUAUCCUUGGUCUUCUAUUUUACCGUUUCCUUCUUUGCUGUUUUUCUCUUUGCUUCUAAUAUUAAGGUUUUAUAU
Messenger RNA from Urocitellus parryii (Arctic ground squirrel), 2030 nucleotides. It is a transcript of the gene Nck1, whose product is annotated as NCK adaptor protein 1. Gene Ontology annotation, biological process: cell migration; negative regulation of endoplasmic reticulum stress-induced eIF2 alpha phosphorylation; ephrin receptor signaling pathway. The record is from RefSeq and is a predicted model, not a curated record. Gene Ontology annotation, molecular function: receptor tyrosine kinase binding; ephrin receptor binding; signaling adaptor activity. Gene Ontology annotation, cellular component: cytoplasm. Lineage: Eukaryota; Metazoa; Chordata; Mammalia; Rodentia; Sciuridae.